AUGGGCGAAAAGGGCCAGUUUCACAUCAAAGGAGUGGGCGAGCUCGACAAAGACGGAAAGUUCAGCGUCAGGCUCCCCAGCGAGAUCGUCAAAGAGGAGGGGGGGCUCAAGAAAGAGUGCUUUGCGCAGCUCCACGGUGGCUCCAAGAACACUCCCUGCCCCUCCGCCGGCGGCGGCUUCGACGCGGCGAAGCUCGUCCCCAAGUCAGUCGAGGGUGGGAAGCACACGUUCGUCACGGCCGGGAAGCUGAGCUUCUCCUCUGAGACAUGCGCGUCUACUUUCUUCUUCUGGGGGGAUCAUCCGUGGUUCAAGCCGAUAAACAAGUUCCCAUGGUACUUCCCCCCCAAGUACUACCCUCCAGUUUACCAGCCUCCCACUCCGGUGUACGAGGCACCCCCACCGCCCGUUUAUACACCUCCCGAGUACUCACCACCGCCCCCUCCUCCCGAGUACUCACCACCGCCCUCUCCUCCGGUGUACUCGCCACCGGAGGGUCCUUCUUCGCCGCCGGAGGGUCCUUCAUCGCCCCCAGAGGGUCCUUCAACGUCGCCCACUCCCCCGGUUUACACAGGAACACCCCCUCCUUAUCACUACAAACCCCCUCCUCCUUACCACUACACACCCCCUCCUCCUUACCACUACACACCCCCUCCUUACCACUACAAACCGCCCCCUCCUUAUCACUACAAACCGACCCCUCCUCCUUAUCAGUACAACCCGCCACCUCCUUACAACUACAAACCGCCCCCUCCUGUGUACUCACCACCACCAGAGACAACACCCCCACCAGAGACAACACCACCACCAGAGACAACACCGCCACCAGAGACAACACCCCCACCAGAGACAACACCACCACCAGUGACAACACCGCCACCAGAGACAACACCCCCUCCUGAUCACUACAAACCCCCUCCUCCUUACCACUACACACCCCCUCCUCCUUACCACUACACACCCCCUCCUCCUUACCACUACACACCCCCUCCUCCUUACCACUACACACCCCCUCCUCCUUACCACUACACACCCCCUCCUUACCACUACAAACCGCCCCCUCCUUAUCACUACAAACCGACCCCUCCUCCUUAUCAGUACAACCCGCCACCUCCUUACCACUACAAACCGCCCCCUCCUGUGUACUCACCACCACCACAUCCCGUUUACUCACCACCACCCCACAAAACACCACCACCCGAGACAACACCACCACCUCCUGAUCACUCGCCGGGGGUUCCUCCAGUGAUCUCACCGCUGGGGCAUCCUGUGUACUCACCACCACCGCAUCCCGUGUACCCACCACCGCCCGUCACACCCCCAACACCUCCUGUGUACCCAUCACCGCCCAUCACACCACCAACACCUCCUGUAUACUCACCAACACCACCAGUCUACCAUUACAAGCCACCGCCGCCCGUCUACAAUUACAAGCCGCCGCCGCCCGUCUACAAUUACAAGCCACCGCCGCCCGUCUACAAUUACAAGCCGCCGCCGCCCGUCUACAAUUACAAGCCGCCGCCCGUCUACAAUUACAAGCCGCCGCCGCCCAUCUACAAUUACAACCCGCCACACCACAAGUACAUGUCUCCGCCCAAGUACCACACCCCUCCGGAGUACAAUCCGCCACCAGUCUAUGUACCACCAAAGGACUGCCCUCCGACCUACGGCAGUCCCCCAAUCGAGACCCCCCCAGGUUACGGGAACCCACCGCCACCUUACUAG
Spirodela intermedia is the source of this 1722-nucleotide messenger RNA. The record is from the annotation of a GenBank genome assembly. NCBI's taxonomy places the organism in Eukaryota, Viridiplantae, Streptophyta, Magnoliopsida, Alismatales, Araceae.